Messenger RNA from Cynara cardunculus var. scolymus (artichoke), 917 nucleotides. RefSeq names its product vacuolar protein-sorting-associated protein 37 homolog 1-like. Gene Ontology annotation, cellular component: ESCRT I complex. Lineage: Eukaryota; Viridiplantae; Streptophyta; Magnoliopsida; Asterales; Asteraceae. The transcript is spliced from 8 exons. The record is from RefSeq and is a predicted model, not a curated record. The coding region runs from base 142 to 837 and encodes 231 amino acids. Gene Ontology annotation, biological process: protein targeting to membrane; protein targeting to vacuole; ubiquitin-dependent protein catabolic process via the multivesicular body sorting pathway.
AAUAUGAAUCGGUGCAAUACUACGUGUCGCACCACACGUUUCCGGGAAACGGAAAACCGCGGAGGAUUUGAAAUCUUGUCUCAAAAGCCUCGAUAAUUUGCCGUUUCAAAGUCAAUCGGAAGAUCAACGACCUCCGAUAGAAUGUUCAAGUUCUGGGGUUCUCAAGAACAACAAGCUGAUCCAAGGCCACCGGAAGUUUCUACAAACUCAUUGUAUCCUCCAUCUGGAGUGACUUCGCCAAGUUCUUCUCGGCCCACAACUCCUAAUAGCAGCAAUUCUAACAGUUUCACACAAAGACCUGAAGAGCAACCUCAAUUCUCAUCUCAUGUUCCUCCUGCAGAGGCUGCUGCCAUAAUUGUUUAUCUAAAAGACAAAAGUGUUGAUGAGUUAAGGAAGCUGUUAUCUGACGAGGAGGUCUAUCAACAAUUCUUGCAUUCGAUUGACCUUGUCAAAACUCCGAAUAACUUAAGAGAUGAACUUCGGGAUGAAACUCUGCAGCUUGCUAGGGAAAACUUGGCAAAAGAAUCGUGUAUGAUGGAACUGCGGAACCAGUGCAUGAUCAUACGUACAACCGAGUUGGCAGCUGCUGAAGAGAAGCUAUAUGAGCUCAACAAGCGAAAAGCAGAAAUCCUCAAAUCUUACUCCCCAGCCUCCCUGCUAAACCAGCUUCAAGAGUUGAUGAAUGAGAUGGAUGAAGAAUCCGAAACGGUCCACAAACAGCUUCUUGAAAAGGAGAUGGAUGUUGCAACUUUCAUUCAGAAGUACAAGAAGCUGCGUGUGGAUUACCAUAAACGCGCUCUCACCCACCUUGCAGCCAAGACUUGUUUGUCGGGUUAACCGGUUUGAUUGUUUGGCUAGAUUCAUGAUCGUGAAAUUGAACAUUACCACGACAUUUUGUAAUAAUCGAUUGUUGCAUA